UGGGGUGAUUUUUGGUAUCAUUACACAUCUUGUUCUCGUACCGUUCACAACGUACGCUCAGUUUCGUUCGUUUCGUACAAGACGCACUCGUCUUUUCGGAAUAUCAACAUCGUCAACAUUGUCGUAUCAGUUCAGUGAAGUUCGCUGAAGGAGUACACAUUGGAGAAAAAAAAACACGAAGAUCAGUGAGAGUGAGAUUUCAAGAAAGCAAAACAAAAAAGGACGUUCCUCGUGAAGGAAGAGUGAAGUGAUAACAAGCACGUGUGCGAAAGCCAAAAAACGAACAGUUCAAGUGACGAACCAAAACAAACCACAACACAACACAAUGGUUUACGGAAAUAUGAUUGCUGAGCCGGUGAUGGGUGGCAAAAUUGCACAGCCCAGUUCGCUGGAACCGGUGUCGCGGACAUACCAGUACCGCAAAGUGAUGAAGCCGAUGCUGGAGCGCAAGCGUCGUGCCCGGAUCAACCGUUGCCUGGAUGAGCUGAAGGAGCUGAUGGUGUCCGCUCUGCAGAAUGAGGGUGAAAAUGUGUCCAAGUUGGAGAAGGCUGACAUCCUGGAGCUGACCGUGCGCCACUUGCACAAGCUCCGUCGUCAGCAGAGACUCGCCGUCAACCCAGUCAUCGAUGCCGACCGCUUCCGCGCCGGAUUCACUCAUGCCGCCAACGAAGUGUCCCGCUGCCUGGCCUCCACCUCCGGAGUCGACAUCAAGCUCGGAACCAAGCUCAUGACCCACCUCGGACACCGCCUGAAUGAUCUGGACAAAGUCAGCCCGCUGUCCGUCCAGUGCGAACAGAACCUCCAGAGCCCGCCGAUCUCGCCCUUCUCCAGCUCGUCCUCGUCCGCAUCCGCCGCCGAUCUGCAGUCCUACCAGAUGCCUCUGACCCCGCAAUCGUUCCGUUCCGGCAGUGGCAACCCCAACAGCCCGUCGCCCAACCCCAGCGAAUGCUCGUCCACCGGCAGCGAGUCCCAACAAUCCCUGCUCAAGAUUCAGGAAUCCGUCUGGAGGCCGUGGUAAAUCUGAAACUCCACCGUGAAACCGGUACCAGUGAAGCAAGACUUAUCACUCAACGCAACCAAAUUCCUCAAUCCAGAGAUCUCAAGAGACAACAAGACAACAAAUCAACUUUUUAAACAAAAAAUCAACACAAUAUAUCAAUCGUAUCGUAUGGGUAUAGCUUUAAUAGCAAGUAGGACACUUUUGCACGCGCACUUCAAAUGUGCGCGCUAGAGAGUUUGUGAUAUUAAACGUUCUUUAGGGAAUAGGCCUUAAGCAUUUUUGUUAGUACUUUUUCGCGCGCUGAAAAAGCCUUUUUAUUUCUGCAUUUAGCUCAGAAAAUUUUAGCCUCUAAGAAACCUAGAUGUUUGUUCGACUAAGACUUAAGAUUGUUUACAAAUUGCGCAGUUUGCGCAAUUUCUGUGAUUAUAUAAGCAAAAAAGACAAAACAAAAUCAAAAAAUCACUUGAAAAUACAAUCAAA
This is a messenger RNA of Culex quinquefasciatus (southern house mosquito), 1480 nucleotides long. Its product is annotated as enhancer of split mbeta protein. The record is from RefSeq and is a predicted model, not a curated record. The coding region runs from base 326 to 1018 and encodes 230 amino acids. Gene Ontology annotation, biological process: anterior/posterior pattern specification; regulation of transcription by RNA polymerase II; regulation of neurogenesis. Lineage: Eukaryota; Metazoa; Arthropoda; Insecta; Diptera; Culicidae. The transcript has a single exon. Gene Ontology annotation, molecular function: RNA polymerase II cis-regulatory region sequence-specific DNA binding; protein dimerization activity; DNA-binding transcription factor activity, RNA polymerase II-specific. Gene Ontology annotation, cellular component: nucleus.